AUGAAUAUCUCAAAUCUUGGUGACCAAUUAUUACUGGAGAUAUUCAGCAAACUAUCAUACUCGGACAUAUGUCUUGGUGUUCGGCUGACUAGCUCGCAUUGGAAGAAACUGAGUGAAGACUAUGAACUGUGGAAGGUCGUUGAUCUCACAAAAGGCAACACCAACAAAGAUAAAGUUACUGAUUAUGUCUUUAUUAACCUCCUGAAGAAUUCACGUUUAGUUCAUAAAAUAAGUGUUUUAAACUGUUGUAAAGUCAGUGACAAGUCCUUCCUGUACAUUGCUGAUAACUGUCCUGAGCUGAUGUCUUUAAAUGUGGCAUACACAGGUAUAACGCAAAAUGGUCUGCAUAAAAUAAUCGCCAAAUGUAGCAAGUUACAACAUAUCAAUAUUCUAGGAUGCCGUAAGUUGACGCCUAGUGUGUUACAUCAGUUCACUGGAUUGAGUAAGCUUCAUGUACGUGUAGAUGCAUUCUACACAAGUAUGAGCAGUAUGGACAGCGCCAACCACAAUCUACAGCAGCUUGCAAAACGAUGUCCGGAUUUGAAAUUGCUUGAUGUUAGAAAUUCCACACACCUCUCAGACAACACCAUGAUGGAGUUUGCAACAAAGUGUCCGCGAUUACAAUGUCUGAAGUUAGAUUUGUGCAAGUCGCUGAGUAGUCUCUGUAUUAUGCAAAUUAGCCAAACUUUAAAGCACCUGCAAUAUGUAUCACUCGCUAACUGUUGCAUCGAUGAUAGCGUAGUCAGAAUGUUGGUGGAAAGCUCUGAACAUUUAGUACAUCUCAAUAUCUCCUCGACAGUAAGCAGGAAUCUCAGUGAUGCAAGUUUAACCAGUAUUGCUACAUUUUGCAAGAAAUUGCAACACUUAGACAUCCACAGUGCGGAACAUCUACAGUCACAGUCACAGGAAUCGCAGGAUAUAACUGAUAAGGGUAUCAUAGCAGUGGUCACCAAUUGUAUCAAUUUGUAUCACCUGAACUUGAACUCCUGCAGUCAGAUUACAGAUCAAAGUCUUCUACAACUUGCCAACAAUUGCAAACUUCUUGAGUAUUUAGACUUGGGAAACUGUUCACUAAUCACACAACACGGUCUGAAUGAGGUCAUGCAAAAGUGUGCAAGAUUGAAAUUUCUGAAUGUGCAGAAUUGUAAUAUGUUACAGAAGAUUACGCUUUCUGAUAGAUACAAUGCUGUAAAUAUCAGUGGAACCGUUGGUUACAUCAAUGGUACAAAGUGCAUUCAAACUACCACAAGAGAUGAUGACCCAGUUCUUGAUCAGUCAUCUUCAGAUGAUGAGGACAGUGAUAGUGAUGAAGAAAUUAUGGAGAAACACGACAAGGAAGAAGUCUCUGAGAAAGCAUACAACAAAAGUUGUCGUGAAUGCGACCCUGAUGAUUCCGGCUUCGGUGAGAUGCUUUGUCAACGCUUCCAGUCAUGCACUCAAGAUGGCGCUUCAGAUGAUGAUGUUACCAUGACAGUUGAUGCACCAGUUGCUACAAAUGAUACAGAUGUUAAGAUUGAAUUUAAGGAUACCUACUCUGCCAACCAUUCCCAAGACUGGAACACAGAUUGUUGGCAGACUCAGCAAGCAGGGUUCAGUACUUCUGCAGGUCCGUCCUCUUUGUUUUAUGAGCAGGUGAGAUCCUCCCCUAGGUGUCACUUCAAGACAAUCCAUCAAAUUGAUUACAAAGCGGUUAGCUUACCCAUGCAACUACAGCAGCUUGAUUUAAGCCACUGUCCUAAGAUCGGCGAUGAUAGCCUUGUUCAAAUUGGUAAUCAUUGUCAUCAUUUGAAAAUGAUCAAAUUACGUGAAUUAAUCCAAAUAACUGAUGCUGGUAUAUGUCAUGUGAUCGAGAAUUCACCAUAUUUGGAAUAUAUUUACAUGUCUGGCUGGCAGACCGGUACUUUAAAAGUGACCGACCUAACGCUACUAAAAUUAGCCAAGUGUUGCCCAAUGCUAAAGAGUGUCAUAAUAUGGGGUGCUCCACCAGCAAAAUACGAAGUAACUCAAAUUUUACGUAAUUGCCGCAAAAUCAAAGAAUUUGGUGUAACUGUUGGUUACAGAUGUAGCUUAGAUAAGGAAGAUGUUGUUGUCAUGGUAGAUAAUUACCAUACUAUUGUAAAGUGUGAACUCCACAAUGAGUACUAUCCAGGUGAUGCACACAGACUUGUAAGUAAACACCAACGCCGACAAAAUAUUCUCGUCAAAAUGUUGCCACAUAGCAAAGUUUGA
Molecule: messenger RNA, 2229 nt
Organism: Saccoglossus kowalevskii
Lineage: Eukaryota; Metazoa; Hemichordata; Enteropneusta; Harrimaniidae
Cellular component (GO): cytoplasm
Molecular function (GO): protein binding
Source: RefSeq, a predicted model, not a curated record